Molecule: messenger RNA, 825 nt
Organism: Penicillium paradoxum
Lineage: Eukaryota; Fungi; Ascomycota; Eurotiomycetes; Eurotiales; Aspergillaceae
Exons: 1
Coding region: 1-825 (274 amino acids)
Source: RefSeq, a predicted model, not a curated record
AUGGGCGAAGCGAGCGAUUUACCAUCUUACAAUAGGAAUCUUCUUGAUCCACCUGGACUGGAUGAGGAUGUCCUACCACCGCCAUAUACCGAACGAGACCCCAGGGCUGCGGAGUCCCAGUCGCGGGCACCGUAUAGGCAGCCAACCAAGCCCGCAACAACCAAGUUCCCGCCUACAAUGAACGCAUACUUCUCGUGGAAAAUGACCAGCACCUUCCACCUCGGAUCAAGCGUGAAGAAACAGCUGUUCGCGGCGUCAACACACGCGCCUGUGGUGACUAAUAGACCCUCGGUCAUCCUGCGUGACGGUCCAACCGAUAAGCACCCAAUCAUGGCAACGGUCCAUGCCGACAAGUGGGGGAGAAUCAAACCCAUGAGAAUCACCAUCCCUCAUCGGCCUGGGUCGACUAGAACACUGGAGACACAGGCCGUCCCUGCUGGGACAUUCUAUAGUACCACACCGGCCUACACAUUUGAGGUACCCGUGGGUCGGCAGACCACCACUCGCGAACGAUUUGAAUGGCGCCCGAGCCAUGGCAAGGAGAUCAAAGAGCUCAGUAAGGGUCUUUCCUCUGGAUGGAAUUUGGUGUGGUUGGACGGACCGGUGGCCACCGCAGUCGGGAACAGAACGGGACGCGACCGGGGGUAUACAAGCGAUGGGCGGGAGAUUGUUGCUUUCAUUGCAUAUAAUGGUUCUUCGGAUUGGGAUAAAACGGUUCGGUUUGCUUUCAUGGGCACUGGGCUAGAGGGUACUAUGGGCGAGAAGUGGGAGAUUGUCGUGGUCGUUACGGCUAUCCAAAUGUGGUUCAUGGAUCAGACCUCGUAG